AUGGCCGCGCAAGCAGAGGAGGCGCUCAAAGCGCUCAAAGUGGCGGAUGACAACAGCAACGGCAAGCCCGCCGCCCACGACGACGAGGACGGCGACGACUCUGACGAGGAGCCCGCCAACGGCGCCGACGCAGGCACUAGCGCCGCCAAAAAGAAGAAGAAGAGAAAGCCCAGAAAGAAGAAGAAGACCCCCACGAGCCAGACGGAGCCGCCGAUGGUGAAGCUGAGCCUGCUGUUCCCCAACGCGAGCUACCCCAAGGGCGAGGAGGUGGAAUACACGGACGACAACCGCUACCGGACAACGGACGAGGAGAAACGGCAUCUUGACAAUAUUAAUAGCGACUUUCUGACCGACUACCGCGAGGCGGCCGAGAUCCACCGCCAAGUCCGACAGUACGCGCAAAAGUCCAUCAAGCCGGGCCAGACGCUGACCGAGAUCGCCGAGGGUAUCGAGACGAGCGUGCGCGCGCUGACGGGCCAUGACGGGCUCGCCGAGGGCGACCCGAUGGUGGCGGGCAUGGGCUUCCCCUGCGGACUGAGCCUGAACCACUGCGCGGCGCACUACACGCCUAACGCGGGCAACAAAAUGGUACUGCAGGCAGCCGACGUGAUGAAGGUGGACUUUGGCGUCCACGUCAACGGCCGAAUCGUAGACUCAGCCUUUACCAUGUCCUUUGAACCGCAGUACGACCCGCUGCUGGCGGCAGUGAAAGCGGCGACCAACGCCGGCAUCCGCGAGGCGGGCAUUGACGCUCGCGUGGGCGAGAUUGGCGCCGUGAUCCAGGAGACAAUGGAGAGCUACGAGGUGGAGAUUGGCGGCACGACGUACCCGGUCAAGAGCAUCCGCAACCUAACAGGCCACAACAUCCUGCCAUACAGCAUCCACGGCACCAAGUCAGUGCCAAUUGUCAAGAGCAACGACAAGACCAAGAUGGAAGAGGGCGACGUCUUUGCGAUUGAGACGUUUGGCAGCACGGGCAAUGGCCACGUACGAGACGACGGCGAGGUCUCGCACUACGCCAAGAAUGCCGACAGCGGCCACGUCGAUCUACGUCUGAGCUCGGCCAAGACGCUGCUGAAUGCGAUUAACAAGAGUUUCGGCACGUUGCCGUUUUGCAGGCGCUAUCUGGACCGCAUGGGGCACGACAAGUAUCUUCUGGGGUUGAACCACUUGGUCGGAGCCGGUGUUAUCGAGGCGUACCCGCCGCUGGUUGAUAAAAAGGGCUCGUACACGGCCCAAUUUGAGCAUACUAUUCUGAUUAGACCGACGGUGAAGGAGGUCAUUAGCCGUGGCGAGGACUACUAG
Molecule: messenger RNA, 1305 nt
Organism: Cordyceps militaris CM01
Lineage: Eukaryota; Fungi; Ascomycota; Sordariomycetes; Hypocreales; Cordycipitaceae
Product: methionine aminopeptidase, type II, putative
Exons: 4
Coding region: 1-1305 (434 amino acids)
Biological process (GO): proteolysis
Molecular function (GO): metalloaminopeptidase activity
Source: RefSeq, a predicted model, not a curated record